Messenger RNA from Dreissena polymorpha, 3436 nucleotides. Its product is annotated as E3 ubiquitin-protein ligase TRIM33-like. The transcript has 3 exons. Bases 218 to 2917 code for a protein of 899 amino acids. Lineage: Eukaryota; Metazoa; Mollusca; Bivalvia; Myida; Dreissenidae. The record is from RefSeq and is a predicted model, not a curated record.
CAUUAAGCGUACUUGUUUGUCUUAAUAUAUGUCGGAUAUUUAUAAAUUGUAUAUUUUAAUAGUAUGUCGGUCUACUGGUGAAAAAAAAGGGAUAAAGGAUGCAUACGUAAAAAACAUAAUGUCAAGCGGUUGUUUAUCAAACGGUUGAAUUUGUUUAAUAUUUUGAAGCAUCGUGGCGAAAUAGGCCUUAACAGACAUAACUAGAUAAACACUAAAAAUGCCGACACGUUCGGUGCGAUCUAGUAGUCGUGCAAGCACAAAGGGCAAGUCCGGUCCCAAAAAGCCGGAGACAUGUUCCCAGUGCGACAAGGCCGACAAAAAUCUCCGACUUCUGGAGUGUAGCCACGCCCUCUGCCCCGCCUGUCUAAAGUCGGCGAACCCGGAUGCGCCACCCGGAACGGCGUCAAAGGAUGGACGCGCAUCAAAAAUGUCGACUCGGGGAGGCCGGAAGUCCGCCGCGCCUACGCCGCUGCCCGUGGACGUCAAGUGUCCAGUCUGCACCAAGUCACAACCGUCCGAGUAUGGAGAGUGUGCACCAUGCAAGUUCGAGAACAAGACUAGCGGCGCUGCCGGAUACUGUGUGGAGUGCGGUGACCUGCUGUGCGAGCUGUGCUGUACAGAGCACAACAAGUUCAAGACCAUCCGGGCCCAUCACAUCCUGCGUGGGGACAAGAUACCCAGGGAUACUGGGGCGGUCGCCCGACUUCCACUGCUUAUGAUGUGCAUGACCCACACGGACAAAGACCUGGAGUACUACUGUGGAGACCAUGACGUCAUGGCGUGUGGCGCAUGCGUCAACACCGACCACCGACGCUGCGAUCGCGUGAUGUUUAUAAAGGACAUCACGGACGAGCCGACGGACCGUAAGACGGUAGCUGACGCGGCGGUUGAACUGCGAGACAUUCGCCGGAACUUCGAAGACAUCCACAAGGACACCGGGGAGAUCUUGUCAAACCUGGAACAGCAGCGGAACGAGAUCCGAGAGCGCAGGGACCACUUCCGGAACCGCAUCAACGCUCUUCUGGACAAACUGGACAGCUCCAGCGAGCUCGAAAUGGAGCAGGUUAUUCAAGGCAUGACGAAGGACAUGGGGGAAGAUUCUCAGAGCUCCAAGGAGAUACUGUCCGAGAUCGACAGCUCCAUUCAGAUCCUCGACGCGGCGGCCUCCCACGCGACAACGCAGCAAAUGUUUGUCGCCGGCCGACGAAGCAUUGCUGACCGCAAUAAGUACAUGAAUAUGCUGAACAGUACAAUGGGCAGUAUCCAGAACGUGCAGCUUGAUUUCAAGCCUGACCCGACGCUUGAGAGGCUUGCGAAGAGUCUCGAGCUUUUCGAGGGACGAACAAUAACCUCUAAUAGCACUCGGCAGAAUCAGAGACUUAAGAACUCGUUCCAACCGCAAAAUGGUUUUGCUGACCACGUGAAUGGACAGACGGUCAACAACUUGCGCCGCGAUAGACCGAGCUCAAAUUACGGCGGUAUGUCCAUGCAACAUACCCCGCAGCAAGACGGCCUUGCUUCGCGCCAGAGCUCACUCAUAUCCGGAUCCGUACCUGACUUUCGGAGCGCCAACUUUAAUGGAAUGUCCGAUAGGAUGUCCAUGACAGACUAUAAUGGCGGUAUGUUGAGCGUACCGCAGUCUCCCAGACGCCACGAGUUUGAGAACCACUUCCAAACCCGCAGCAUGCCACCGACGCCCAGGCAAGCGGAAAUCAAUCGUCUAAGCAUCGGCCGCGCAAAUACGGGAGGCCUCGAGCCAACAUACUAUGAGCGCCAGAUGUAUCAGCAAGGAGCGCUUCCAAUGAUUUCUCCUCGUGGCGCUGUAUCCGAGCCCGGCAAUUUUCCAGGCGGACAACCACGUGACUUCGCUCCAACAACGCCUCGAACCAUCGGCAGAAACGGGCUUAUCGAACAAGGCUUGGUUCAGCCACAACCAAAGGCUGACGUCAUGGCUAUCAACCAGGGAAAUCAAUCGAGGCGCGGCUCUCUCGCUAGUACAGCCUCAAUGCCUGUUCCCGCGCAGGGUCCGUCAAAGGCCGGAAAGUCAGAUAUUCUUGCACAAGCUCCCCCGGUGAAGCGCCGUAAUGAACUUCAGCCCGGAGCAACGGCGCUCCGAGACAGGAAGGCGGUGCUUGCCGGACAAUUCAACGUCCGUCUACCUGAGGAUUCCAAUGUUUGUGGGUUAAAAGGCGCAGUAUUCUUGGCGGACGGCAGAAUAGUGAUGGCCGAUUACGAUAACCACAACGUGAAGAUGUUUGAUUCGAAACUGUACCGUGGCUCGCAACUCCGCUUGUCGUCGGGACCCUGGGACGUUGAAGUCACGGGACCGAAAGAAAUCGCCGUAUCUCUUCCAUUCGAGAGCAAGAUUCAGUUCAUUUCCGUCACGGACCAAAUGAAGACAACUCGCGCCAUAAAAAUGGACAUGGACUGUUAUGGCCUCGUCUGCAGAAACCAAGAGCUUAUUGUCGUCUGCAACGACUACCUGAUCGGACCCGCAGUACAAGUGGUCAGCCUGACCGGAAGAGUGAAGCAGACGAUAGAUACGGAUCGUAGUGGCCGGAGAAUCCUUACUGACCCGUAUUACCUGACAGUGACGCCAACUGGUAAACUCAUCUACGUCUCUGACAAGGACCGGAUCGUCUGCAUGGAUCGCCAUGGUAACGUGACGUCAGUGUACCAAGACCAAGCGCUCCGCAACGCGCGCGGCGUCGACAUUGACAAUGAAGGUAAUCUGUACGUCUGCGGGUAUAUGUCUAACACCGUUCACCAGAUCACGAUGCACGGGAUCGACUUCCGGUGUUUGAUUGACAAGGAGGAGUUGUGGGAUCCCUGGUCCGUGAAGUUCAACGAGAGUAACGGGACCAUCCUGGUCACGUGUGAUAAUUGUGACACUAUUAAGGUGUUUACUCUCCAAUAGAAGCCGCGGAAUGUAAACACUAUUUCAGGUUUAUUUUCCUUAAAUCGAAUGUGUUUAAAAAAAACACAAACAAAAUGCAUGUGCUAGUGUAUAUAAAAAAACUAUACAGCGCUAAACGGUGAUAUCCAUGUGUAAUAUACAAGUCAAAUAUUCAUUAAGCUCGUUAUGGGAAACUCAUAGAACUUCCUCAAAUUUAUACAAUUAUUUAAGUCUCUUGCUAUUUCAAGUUAAAGGGAUCUUUUUACGCUUUGGUAAAUUGACAAAAUUGAAAAAAGUUGUUUCAGAUUCGUAAGUUUUUGUUUUAGUUAUGAUAUUUGUGAGGAAACAGUAAUACUGAACAUUAACCAUGCUCUAAUAUAGCCAUUAUAUGCAUCUUUUGACGAUUUUAAAACCUAAAAAUUAUAAAGCGUUGCAACGCGAAACGAUUGAAUAAUUUGGAGAGUUCUGUUUUUGUCGUUAAAUUUUGUGAAACUACGAAGAUUGCUUAUAUAAGGUAUGAAAUACAUCAAGAAUGUGUAC